UUCGAAAUAAUCCCAUAAUGCAUGCAUGUGAUUUGCAUAAUCAAGAAUCUGAUUCUCUUUUCUUGAACACAAAAGCUCAAAACAAGUGCGAUCCCUCUUUGUACUCUGACCCGAUUUCUUUAUGUUCGGUAACUUUUUGAAUACAUACAUACAUACACAUAUAUACGCAUGCAUAUAGCAUGUAUACAUGUACUUGUGUAUGUAUUGACUGUUGUACAUGCAUAUGAUACAUAUACAUGUGUAUGUAUGUAUGUAUGUAUGUAUGUAUUCCAAAAAGUUGCAGAAAAACAAGUGUGAUCCAUCUCUAUGCUCAGAGCCAAUUUGUGUGUUGUACGUCUUUUGGAAUACACAUAUAUAGAUACAUACAUAUUAUAUAUGGCAUCUACGUACGUGUAUAUAUGUAUACGUACAACUACAAGUUGGGUAUAAAUGUAAACCUCGUCUCCCAACACACUGUUAUUACAGUCUUUCUUGCUCAUUCGAAAAACAAGGAAAAACUAAAUAUGCCAAUAGUCAAGAUAUUUCUUCUUCUUUCUCUGUUGCUUGUGAUUAAUUAUUCACUAAAAUCAGAUGGGGUGUUGGAGGAUUGGUGCAUAGCAGAUGAGCAAACACCGGACAGCGAGCUGCAGGCGGGAUUGGAUUGGGCGUGUGGUAAAGGAGGUGCAAACUGCAGCAAGAUUCAACCGGGCCAGGCGUGCUUUAAGCCCGAUACUGUGCGGGCCCACUCAUCUUAUGCCUUCAACAAUUACUAUCAGAAAUUCAAGCACAGAGGUGGCUCUUGUUACUUCAACUCUGCUGCCAUUACCACUGAUCUUAAUCCUAGUCAUGACUCUUGCAAUUAUGAGCUCACACCUUGAGAAUAGUCGAAGAUGCAUUUUCAAUUUCUCACUCCGCCCGGAAGAAUUAUUUAACAUCGGUUAUUAGGAUCUAGGUCCAGAGUUUCGAACUCUGCAUUUGUAACAGAUUUUGUAUUUAAAGAAGAAUCGAGCCAACGGUUCUUUGUUCUUUUUCUUGGCUCAGUUUCCACAUGUCAACCCUCAAAAGUAGGGAGGAAAAAUCACAACAAAUUAUUGACACUAAAAUGGCACAAAAAUUUUCUUUCUUUAGCAAGAAAUUACCAAAU
Molecule: messenger RNA, 1123 nt
Organism: Erythranthe guttata (spotted monkey flower)
Lineage: Eukaryota; Viridiplantae; Streptophyta; Magnoliopsida; Lamiales; Phrymaceae
Product: glucan endo-1,3-beta-glucosidase 12
Source: RefSeq, a predicted model, not a curated record